CUUAAAUCAUGUCAUUUCUGUCACGCGUUUUCUUGUGCAAAUUUAGAGAGUAAUAUUAUUAAAACAUUCAAUUUUACGUUUUGCAACUUCAAACUAAUGUUGUUCUUUUGAAUUUUAACGUGAGUUAUAGUGAAACGGCUCAAGAUGAUGAGUGAUGACGAUCGCGAUAUUGAUAUCGAAAGUGAUGCUGAAAAUGAUUCCGACUCUCGAACUCACGCUAGAAGUAGUUUAGGUGGAAGUGGAUAUUAUUCUCAGGCCGAAAAACGAGCACACCAUAAUGCCUUAGAAAGGAAAAGGAGAGAUCACAUAAAAGAUAGUUUUACAUCCCUCAGGGAUUCAGUACCUGCACUACAGGGGGAAAAAGUGGCCAGCAGAGCCCAAAUAUUGAAAAAGGCAGCUGAAUAUAUACAGUUUAUGAGAAGGAAAAACAACGCACACCAACAAGACAUUGAUGACUUGAAACGACAGAACAACAUUCUGGAAACUCAGAUUAGAGCAUUAGAGAAGGCGAGGGCUACGGGAAACUAUAUGGAUGCACAUGAACUAGGACUAGGUAUAAAAUCAGCUGAAGACAGUUCCCACGACACGGACAGUUCAGACGGUGAGGGAACAACGAGACGUGUGAAAAAACUUAAAAUAAACAGUGUUAAUGUGUAAUAUAAUAAAUAUAAUUUUUAAUGUAAAGAAAAUUUUCAAAGAACAAUAUAUUUUGAGAUAUUAUUUUUACCAAAGGACCCGUU
Molecule: messenger RNA, 740 nt
Organism: Danaus plexippus (monarch butterfly)
Lineage: Eukaryota; Metazoa; Arthropoda; Insecta; Lepidoptera; Nymphalidae
Gene: Max
Product: protein max
Exons: 5
Coding region: 145-657 (170 amino acids)
Biological process (GO): positive regulation of transcription by RNA polymerase II
Cellular component (GO): RNA polymerase II transcription regulator complex
Molecular function (GO): DNA-binding transcription factor activity; protein dimerization activity
Source: RefSeq, a predicted model, not a curated record